Myxocyprinus asiaticus (Chinese sucker) is the source of this 3499-nucleotide messenger RNA. Its product is annotated as zinc finger protein ZIC 5-like. NCBI's taxonomy places the organism in Eukaryota, Metazoa, Chordata, Actinopteri, Cypriniformes, Catostomidae. Gene Ontology annotation, biological process: regulation of transcription by RNA polymerase II; central nervous system development. Gene Ontology annotation, molecular function: RNA polymerase II cis-regulatory region sequence-specific DNA binding; DNA-binding transcription factor activity, RNA polymerase II-specific. Bases 132 to 1622 code for a protein of 496 amino acids. The transcript has 2 exons. The record is from RefSeq and is a predicted model, not a curated record. Gene Ontology annotation, cellular component: nucleus.
AAGGAGCAAGCAGAGUUAGAGGCAGGACAAAAGAAGUUCUAUAGACGGCCAUAUACAUAUAUUUUAAUGGUUUUGGAAGGCCUGUAGUUGGGGGAAACAAUAGCAGCGAGGGCGGACAUGACAGCGUAGUGAUGGAGCCCCCUUUAAGCAAGAGGAAUUCGGCGAUAAGAUUAGCGGAUUUGGCAUCGACUCAAGCCCUUCCUCAUCAGAAUAUGACAGGCUUCCUGGGGAUAGGGGGGCAUCACCCACACUCCCACCAUGCCCACCUCCACCCUGGGGAGAUGGGCAACGACCCCGGAGUGGCUCUCACUCCAUUUGGACCUGAGCACAUGGCACAGACCAAUGCUCUCAAACUUAGUCCCUCUCAGCCUGUUCAAAGCCAUCCCGAAGCCCAGACCGCGGCGUCUUUCACGUCUUCUCAGACCACAGUUGGUUUCCCCGUGGCUCACCCCCACACAGGCUACACCUCCAGCAGGGACUUCAUCCUCAGGAGAGAGCUCUCAGCCUCUGCUAUGCAUGCACUUGGCGACCAGCAUAGUUCCGCCUCCUCCCCUCAUCACCAUGGCAUGUUCAUUUCCCCAACAGGUGCUUAUGGGCACGCGGAAGGUGGUGCCCAUCCACUUUUCUCUGGACUGCACGAGCAAGCGGCCCCAGGUGCCCAUCACCAUCAUGCCCUCAACGGGCAGAUGCGUCUGGGUCUGCCGGGGGACAUCUACGGCAGGCCAGAGCACUUCGGCCACAGGCCCGAGCACUAUGGAUCUUCUUCUCUCCACAGCUACAACUCCAUGAACUUAAAUGUGAACCUCGCCACGGCUCCACACGGAGCCACGGGGGCGUUUUUGCGAUACAUGCGGCAGCCCAUCAAGCAAGAGUUAAUCUGCAAGUGGAUUGAUCAAGAGCAGACCUCCAAGAAGCCAUGCUCCAAAACUUUUAGCACCAUGCACGAGCUCGUGAACCACGUUACGGUGGAGCACGUCGGAGGACCGGAGCAGAGCAGUCACGUCUGCUUCUGGGAAGAGUGUCCGCGCGAGGGAAAGGCGUUCAAAGCCAAGUACAAACUGAUCAAUCACAUCCGCGUGCACACGGGAGAGAAACCGUUCCCGUGUCCAUUUCCCGGUUGUGGAAAAGUAUUUGCGCGCUCGGAAAAUCUCAAGAUUCAUAAGAGGACGCACACAGGCGAGAAGCCGUUCAAAUGCGAGUUUGAAGGCUGUGACAGGAAAUUUGCCAACAGCAGUGACAGGAAGAAGCACUCUCACGUCCACACGAGUGAUAAGCCUUACUUCUGUAAAGUGAGGGGAUGUGACAAGUCGUACACACACCCGAGCUCUCUGCGCAAACACAUGAAGGUUCACUGCAAGUCUCCUCCGCCCCCUUCCUCCAACACAGGCUCCUCUUACCAGCCAUCGUCCACGACGAUCGGUGAUACCCUCUCACCAAACCUGGAGCCCCACAGGAACCGUUCAUCGAACCUUUCGCCUCAGGUGACCAACCUAAACGAGUGGUACGUGUGCCAUGGGAGUGCUGGAGCAAACAAUCUACACACUCCCUCCAGCGACGUGCCAACGUCGGAAUCUGACGACGAGGACACUUUCAGACACACAGAUCCAAGGGCAAUGCUCUGAUGUGAACAGCAAGGAAUAUAUUCAUGAUGAAUGGUCCCUAUUUAAUAAUAAUAAAUAAAUAAAUAAAUAAAUGUAAAAAAUAUCACAAUUCAAGCGUUCCAUUUGAAAGGACAUGGAACCUCGUAUGGAUGUCAGAGGGUGAAAGAGAUUUUGCCACCAGUUUGCCCUUAAAACUUGCUCAGAGCAUUGAUGCAAUUUAUGUUCCCUAUGAUGAUGAUAACAUAAGUAGUUACGUGCAAAAUGAAUUGUGAAAUUUCGAAAUCAAACAUGAAAUUAUUGACUUUUCCAUUUUUUUAAGAUUGUACCUGACUUUUCAUAAAAUAAUUGAGCUCAAAAUAAUUAUUAUGUUUAUUUUUAUUUUUUAUUUUUUUUUUACAUUACAACCCCUUCGUUGCAGAGAAAUCUUUUAUAGAAAAGCAUUUUACACGUUAAAUGUCUAAGGGGCAUUGUUUAGAGUUUGGGAAAAAGUGCAGUGAUAAUAAAUUGAGUUUUACUUGUAUAUUGUCAGUGUCAAAGAAAAAAAAAACGAGUUUUAAAUGGGUUGAGUCUUUGUUAAAUUUUAUACCAAUAACCGUGGUCAGGACGGUUUUGUGAUAUUUAUUUAAAUCUAUAUUUUAUGCAAAAUCAAUGUAACUCUGAUUAAAGAGUACGAAUAUGUCCUUUGAGACCCUAAAUACUGUAUUAUUGACAGGCCUAUCCCUGACUGAUUUGUAAAUAGUAUCUGGUAUUGAUGCUUGUGAAUGUUGUUGUAGAGUCUCGACGAGUUUUGUACAUUGUAAUUUAUUUGUUGGUAUUAAUGUUGCUCUGGAAGUACAGAUACACCAAAGAAUAAUAUAAUUUUGGUGAAAUUAUUAUUAUUAUUAUUAUUAUUUUCGUGUUCUGUAAAAAAAAAAGGGGUCUUACUUGAAUAGGCUCUAUAAUGUGAAGAAUCUUUCGCAUGACCCGUGUAGUAACUCUUUCUGUUGAGGUGCAUGAUGGUAUUAAUGGAAUUACUUAAAGUUGUGAAGACAUGUGAUGUUUGUGUAGAAAUAUAUGGAAAACUUGAAUAAAAGGCAGGACUUACACACUCACUAUUAAAUGACCAACAACGUAACAGACAAUGCUAGAAAACUGUGCUAUUUCCCAACGAAUGACCAAUUAUUUAUUUUCUGAAUUUCUGCUGAAUAAAAUAUUCCCUCUGCUCUUUCAAAUGGUAAAACGUAUCACUUGUUUAUAAAGCACGUUAUGAAAGGAAGAAUAGCACAAAUCCAUCAAUAGAUGAAUCAUUCAUGGGAAUAUAAGACACCAAAGAUGCCAGACAAUAAGGAGAAUCUUGUAUGGUGAAAAUGAAACAAAAUCCCCCGUCUAAUUUCCUUGUUUAAAACACACAAUCACACUUUCAAAGUGCCCCCUGUCCAAGACUGUAGACUCAGAACUGACCAGCGCAAGUCCUGCACCACUUCAAAGAGAUCCACUUCAGAACGAAAGACUGCACGGUGCGAUUUCUACAGGGCCAUUUGAAUAUUUUUAGUAGAAAAAAAUACAAACUACUACUAAAGAGUCAAACAUCAAAGCAUGAUGCCUCUCCCAUGAAUCACCUUCUCCUUUUAAAUCAGCAAACGCAAUAAUAUUGUGUAACAGAGCAACAUUUCAUUUAGCGGUUUUUGUGCGAGAAAACUGUAUCAAGUCCUAUUAUGCUUCAUAAGAGAACACCAAAAGAAAAAGAAUAGAAAUGUCAUGCUAACGAACAUUAAUACACGCCUCAUAUUGCGUUACACCCUUCAAUGGAAUAUAAAGCAUGUACGCUGGUGCGCCUUUGGAUGUUGUAAAUCUACCUUUUUGUGUCAGUGAAACGCCCCAUAAAUAAAGCGAAGUUCAAGUGCACUUCAUAAACUGUG